AAUUUCAACUGUCGGUCACCACCCGGAAAAAUUCAUAGCAGCUCUAAUUUCCUUCGUACGGUAAAAGUUUUACAUGCUAAUCAGUUGUCUUCAUCCGAAAGAGGACUAAUGGUCUCUCAUAUCAAGGAGCAGCUCUCAGUUCUCUUCAUGUAUAAAUCUAAUGAUACCCCUUAAAAUCUAUGAAACAAGCAACUGAAUGUCCCGUGUAGGUUCAAAGUCGAAACCACGGUCCCAAAAUCCUCCUCCACAAGCAGCCCCAAAGCAAGAAGCUUCAAACUCCUAUGAACCAAGAAAAGUAUAUCAAUUGAAUGAAAAAAUUUGAAGCUUUAGGGAGAAAGUCCAAAAAUGAGAGAAAACGGCUACAAGAUCUGGAAGUGAAAAAGAACAAGUAUUGUCAUCUUUUUUCAACUCUUUUUGAGCUACAAAAGCUUGGCUUUCACAAUCCAACUUAUCUUUUCCACAAAUGGAAUGCACUUUCUCUCAUCAUUUCACCUCCUCCCAAAUGUCUUUCUCUUCUUUCUUCCUGUGGCUCCUCCUCAUCUUCUCUAUCAUUUCAUCUUGUGUUAAUGCAUUCACCGGGACAUAUGGAAUAAACUAUGGCAGGAUAGCAGACAAUAUACCACCACCCGAAAGCGUGGUGACACUUCUGAAAGCUGCUAAGAUUAAAAACACAAGAAUCUAUGAUGCAGAUCGUAGUGUCCUCGCGGCCUUCAAAGGCUCCGGAAUAGAGAUCAUAGUGGGACUUGGCAAUGAGAAUUUGAAAGAGAUAAGUAUAGGCGAGGAUCGCGCCAUGAAUUGGAUAAAAGAAAAUGUGCAGCCAUUCCUUCCUGGAACUCGUAUUAGUGGAAUCGCUGUGGGGAAUGAAAUUUUGGGGGGCACUGACAUGGAACUGUGGGAGGUUCUGCUGCCUGCGGCGAAAAAUGUUUACAAUGCCCUUUAUAGGCUGGGAUUGCAUAAAACUGUUGAAGUCUCAAGCCCACACUCAGAGGCUGUGUUCGCCAGUUCGUACCCGCCAUCAGCGUGCGUUUUCAGGGAAGAUGUCUCGCAAUUUAUGAAGCCCCUUUUGCAGUUCUUUUCGCAGAUCGGUUCUCCAUUUUACAUAAAUGCAUAUCCAUUUCUAGCCUACAAGAAUGAUCCUGAGCAUAUUGACCUUAACUAUGCUCUUUUCAAGUCAAAUGCUGGGAUCCAUGAUGCAAAGACUAAUCUACGCUAUGAUAACAUGUUCGAUGCUAUGGUUGAUGCAGCUUAUUUUGCAUUGGAAAAGGCCGGAUUUGAGAAAAUGCAAGUAAUAGUUUCUGAAACUGGUUGGGCGUCUAAAGGGGAUGCAGACGAAGCUGGAGCUACCGCCAAAAAUGCAAGGACUUACAACAAAAGUUUGCGUAAAAAGCUAGCGAAAAAGAAGGGAACCCCCUAUAAACCAAAGACUCCGGUGAAGGCUUAUGUCUUCGCAUUGUUUAAUGAAAAUUUGAAACCCGGGCCAACUUCAGAGAGGAACUUUGGAUUGUUCAAAGCUGAUGGGAGCAUUUCAUAUGAUAUUGGGUUCACUGGACUUAUACCAUCUUCAGCAGCUUCAAUAUCCCAUCUCCCUUUCCGGGGUACGGGAGCUCUAGGAUGGCUCGGAUCACCGGCUUUUACAACUUGUGCAGCGACGCUCUUCCUGAUCUUCCGGUUGUUGAUUUAAUCAAAAAGGGUUGUGUCCUAGUUCCAUUA
Pistacia vera is the source of this 1710-nucleotide messenger RNA. RefSeq names its product glucan endo-1,3-beta-glucosidase 14-like. The coding region runs from base 464 to 1681 and encodes 405 amino acids. NCBI's taxonomy places the organism in Eukaryota, Viridiplantae, Streptophyta, Magnoliopsida, Sapindales, Anacardiaceae. The record is from RefSeq and is a predicted model, not a curated record. The transcript is spliced from 5 exons. Gene Ontology annotation, biological process: carbohydrate metabolic process. Gene Ontology annotation, cellular component: plasma membrane. Gene Ontology annotation, molecular function: hydrolase activity, hydrolyzing O-glycosyl compounds.